CAGCGAUUCAGCGGUGCCGUUUCGCUUGGAGCAGCUCGGUCUUUAAUCGGGUAUCAUUCGCCGGAUCGCGCAGCCCGUCCGGGAAACGCGCUCCGGCAGCGUCCGGUCUAUAUGCUCGGACCGUAUUAAGACGUACAGCAAAUUCUGGUAGUAAAUGCAAAGAUUAAUGUUUCGUUAUGACAGUAGAGGCGUUUCGGGUGAAUGUAACCGCGCAGUUACAAUUAAUAAGCGCUCCUUCCGCACAUUGUGUACAGGGUUAGCGCUCCACGCCGGACUCCUGCUUACGCUCCUAUACUGUUUCAUUGUAAAAACCCGUCUGACUUUCCUAGCGGACAUUUUAAUAAACUCCGGGGUUUAGAGGUGAUCGGGAGACACGGCCACACAGUGGCUGGUUUCAUACGGGCAAAUUUGGGCAGUGCAGCGCAUUUUAAUAAACGGCGCGCUUAGAUCGUUAUAUUCCGCUGUUGCACUUUUUGCAACUGGGGAUCCUGCAUUUAUUUUCCCCGAUAAGAGACUAAAAUACGGGCUUGAAGUAACAGUAAACAGGGAGAGAAGUGCGACUCCGGUCGAUUCCUCCGAGGGGAGGAGCCUCUGCGCAGUGACGUACGUGGCUCCCUUCGCUCUGAUUGGCUGACAGGAAGAAACAGUAAUACCGGGGAGCAGGAAAAUCCUGCAGCCUGUGCGAGAGGAGGCACAUCGCAUCGGUGGGACUGUGACGGCGGAGCCCCCCUUCCGUAAUACGCCAGCUCAGAUAUUUCUAAUGAGUUUUUUGUUGUGCAUCAAAAAUAAAGGAUAACAGGGGCUACGUCUCUCUAUGGGCCGCACUGAAGUUAUCGCAGUUUUCGGGCGCAUGUUUCUGUAGCCACAGGAUGAGAUGACAAAGAGGAAGAAAGUAUCCAGCAAAUGCGGGAUGAUUUCGCCCACCGGGUACCUGGAUCUUACUGUUUGAACUUCUUGUACUGUAUGUCGGACAUGCGUUUGUUUGCAAAAGUCAACUUACGAUAAGGAAGAUAUACGUUUGGAGACAGUAAACGGAUCUGGGAUUUUAAUAGUGUAGUCUGUUACGCUGUUUUUUCUUUUUCUUUUAGUAAUUCGAGUGAUUGGUCGUAUUGUCAGCUAAUGACAACGGUUGCAGAUUGCCUCUAUGGCCGGAUCAUGAAGUGUUUGACUUUCUUGCUUUUGCUUCCAGAAACGUUGAAAAAGAUUAAAAAAGGUGCGAAACGGCCCGGCAAGCUGCCAGCAUGCUAUGAGAUCGUGACUUUGUCCCUGAAGAAGAAGAUGGCUGCAGAAUUGUACCCUGCAAGCACAAACACCAACCUUCCUCACAGUGGGGCUGCCAUAGUGGCAGCUGGGAGCAAGAAGAACAUCGUACAGGUGACAGAGACCGUGACGGCCACAGCGACCACCACCACCCAGCAGAACAUCAGCAACAACAACGUAGAGCCGUGCAGCUGGCAGUCCUCGCACCCGACGCUGCGGGAGAGGAAUGCCUUGAUGUUCAACAACGAACUCAUGGCUGACGUUCAUUUCAUCGUGGGAGCACCUGGUGAGGCACAGAAGGUGCCUGCCCAUAAGUACGUGCUGGCGGUGGGCAGCUCUGUCUUUGGUGCCAUGUUCUACGGGGACCUGGCCGAGGGCGAAUCCGAGAUUCACAUCCCCGACGUGGAGCCCGCCGCAUUCCUCAUCCUGCUCAAGUACCUGUAUAGCGAUGAGAUCGACCUGGAGGCCGACACAGUGCUGGCCACCCUGUACGCCGCCAAGAAGUACAUAGUGCCAGCGCUGGCCAAGGCCUGCGUGAACUUCCUGGAGACCAGCCUGGAGGCCAAGAACGCGUGUGUGCUGCUGUCGCAGAGCCGCCUGUUCGAGGAGCCCGAGCUGACGCAGCGCUGCUGGGAGGUGAUCGACGCCCAGGCGGAGCUGGCCCUGCGCUCCGAGGGCUUCUGCGAGAUCGACCGGCCCACCCUGGAGAUCAUCCUCACGCGGGAGACCCUCAACACCAAGGAGGCCGUGGUCUUCGAGGCCGUGCUGAACUGGGCCGCGGCGGAGUGCAAGCGGCAGGGGCUGCCUGUCACGGCCCGCCACAAGCGGAGCGUGCUCGGCCGGGCGCUCUACCUGAUCCGCAUCCCCGCCAUGACACUGGAGGAGUUUGCCGAUGGGGCGGCGCAGUCGGACGUGCUCACGCUGGAGGAGACCCACAACAUCUUCCUGUGGUACACGGCCAGCGUUAAGCCCAAGCUGGACUUCCCACUGGUGCGCCGGACGGGCUUGGUGCCUCAGUGCUGCCACCGCUUCCAGUCCUCAGCUUACCGCAGCAACCAGUGGCGCUACAGGGGGCGCUGUGACAGCAUCCAGUUCGCAGUGGACAAGCGCAUCUUCAUUGCGGGCCUGGGCCUAUACGGGUCCAGCGGCGGCAAGGCCGAGUACAGCGUCAAGAUCGAACUCAAGCGCCAGGGAGUGACUCUGGCCCAGAAUCUGACUAAGUUCCUGUCGGACGGGUCGAGCAGCACCUUCCCGGUGUGGUUCGAGCACCCGGUCCAGGUGGAGCAGGACGCUUUCUACACGGUCAGCGCCAUCUUGGAUGGGAAUGAGCUCAGCUACUUCGGGCAGGAGGGCAUGACGGAGGUGCAGUGCGGGAAGGUAACCUUCCAGUUCCAGUGCUCCUCUGACAGUACCAAUGGCACUGGGGUGCAGGGGGGGCAGAUCCCAGAGCUGGUGUUCUACGCGUGACCUCUGGACGCCCAUCUCCCCGAAGCAGGGGAACCUGGACACAGUGGACACCGAUAAUGCUGAAAUAUUUUUCAUUCAUCUGAUGGAUGUUCUCUGGCAAACGUUUAGCCUGGGGAUGCUUGACGGUUUAAUUUAUUAAUGCUCUGACGUCACGCCCAGUGCUGGGGCUCACCGUCCUGCUACUGGGGGAUGAUGCCCAGUGCCUGUGCGUUGUGUUUUGUACAGAAAUGAUCGCUGCUUUGUUUACGUGGGUGAAUGAGAUGUUCUUCAAUGGAGAGCACUUUGCAAAUCAUUUUUAAAAUGAGCCAAACUCCAUUUGAGGGUUGGGGGGGGGGUGCAUGAGUCAAGGUCAAAGCGAUGGACGUAGGGUUUCCUUUAGGGGUGAAGCUUCGUGUUAUCAGUGCCUGGGGCAAGUCAGACUGACGACUGUUGACUCCUAUUAAAUUAGUCAAAAUCGUGAAAAGCAAUUGCUGAUCUGUUGGUAGACAUGCAAAAUGAGUGUAAGAGAACGAAUGGUCAUAUAAAACAAUUAUAUGAAAUUAAAACAAGCGUGUUAA
Brienomyrus brachyistius is the source of this 3284-nucleotide messenger RNA. Its product is annotated as BTB/POZ domain-containing protein 6-B-like. The transcript is spliced from 4 exons. NCBI's taxonomy places the organism in Eukaryota, Metazoa, Chordata, Actinopteri, Osteoglossiformes, Mormyridae. Gene Ontology annotation, molecular function: protein binding. Bases 1120 to 2727 code for a protein of 535 amino acids. Gene Ontology annotation, cellular component: cytosol. The record is from RefSeq and is a predicted model, not a curated record. Gene Ontology annotation, biological process: neurogenesis.